CCAUCUUGGUCCGGUCAUCGUGCUCCUGGUUGAGCAGCAGAAGGAGCAACAUGCCAGAGCAUUGUGCAGCAUAUUCGUGUUCGAAUCGGCGGACCGCCACAGACAGGGCACGGGGGAUUACUUUUCACAAGUUUCCUAAAGACAAAUAUGUAAGGAAGAAGUGGGAAGUGGCUUUGAGGAGGGAAGGAUUCACUGCAAGUAAUUCCUCAGUGCUUUGCUGUGAACAUUUUAAGCAGGGCGAUUUUGAUAGGACGGGUCAGACUGUCCGACUCAGAGAAGGUGUUAUUCCAUCCAUCUUCAGCUUCCCGGUUGACCUCCAAAGACCAGAAGAGGGCAGGACUACAUCUACCUCCAGAAGUGCUGAAGAGAGCCUGUCCGUGGCCUCUCAGGAUGACCCAGAAACUGGAACUUCACACCCACAACCUCAGCCUAAUGAUGAUCAUGACUAUGCUUUGCCUGCUUCUCCUACUGCUCUUAAGACCAGACUCAUUGAAGCCCUAGCAAGAGUGGAAAGUCUGGAACGAGAGAAGAAGAACGCCAUGGCCAGAGAAAAGAGGGCAAAGACCAUAGUAGAGAGUCUUUUGGGGGAUUUGAAGGAAAAGAGCCUCAUUAAUGAAGAGCUCAAAGAGAGGCUUGAAUUCUACUCAGAUCUUCAGAUAGACUUCAUGGCAAACCGGGGCCAUGAGUAUACAAAAGAGUACAAGGAGUUUGCGCUCACACUACAUCUACAUGGUCCAAAGGCAUACAACUACCUCAGAGACGCUAAACAUUUUCCCCUCCCUCAUCCACAUACAUUACAAAGGUGGAUGCGUUCGGUGGAUGACAAGUCUGGCCUGAACAAGACGAUGCUGGAUACGCUAGAGAGAAGAUGCCAGGAGGACCCGGCUAAAUAUGAAUGUGCUGCACUCACAUUGGAUGCCACGGCCAUCAGAAAACAAGUGCAACAUAAUUCAAAAACCCAGUCAAUGUCUGGAUUUGUAAACAUGGGUGAUGGAAGGAGUGAGACUGAUGUUGCAACUGAGGCCAUAGGUGGUAGUCUUCCGUUUUAUGAAGGCUUUCCGUAA
Molecule: messenger RNA, 1064 nt
Organism: Thalassophryne amazonica
Lineage: Eukaryota; Metazoa; Chordata; Actinopteri; Batrachoidiformes; Batrachoididae
Exons: 6
Coding region: 51-1064 (337 amino acids)
Source: RefSeq, a predicted model, not a curated record